Molecule: messenger RNA, 3026 nt
Organism: Leucoraja erinaceus (little skate)
Lineage: Eukaryota; Metazoa; Chordata; Chondrichthyes; Rajiformes; Rajidae
Gene: acss2
Product: acyl-CoA synthetase short chain family member 2
Exons: 19
Coding region: 45-2144 (699 amino acids)
Cellular component (GO): cytoplasm
Molecular function (GO): acetyl-CoA synthetase activity; AMP binding
Source: RefSeq, a predicted model, not a curated record
CUCGGCCCGUUGCUGGUGCUGAUCUUCCCCCCUCAGUCGCCGCCAUGAUCCCGGACAAGACGCCCGUCGGCGGAGACACCUUCCAUGGCGCCGCCGAUCUCGCCCAGCGCGCCCACGUGCCCAGCUUCCAGAAGUACAAGGAACUCUACUUGCAGUCCAUCCACAACCCGCAAGAGUUCUGGGGGAAAAUUGCGAAAGAUUUCUACUGGAAAACGCCUCAAACUGGCAGCUUCCUGGAUUAUAACUUUGAUCACACAAAAGGGAAAAUUUUCAUUAAAUUGAUGGAAGGAGCUACCACGAAUAUAUGCUACAACCUCUUGGACCGAAACGUCUAUGAAAAAAAGCUGGGGGAUAAAAUUGCAUUUUACUGGGAAGGGAAUGAACCGGCCGAUUCUAUGGAGAUUACGUACAAAGAGCUACUACAGCAGGUCUGCAAAUUUGCCAACGUUCUACGGGCUCAGGGAGUGAAGAAAGGAGACGGAAUCUCGAUAUACAUGCCGAUGAUUAUGGAACUGGUUGUUGCCAUGUUGGCCUGUGCCAGAAUAGGGGCAGUUCAUUCCAUUGUGUUUGCAGGUUUCUCUUCAGAGUCUCUGUGUGAACGCAUCGUGGAUUCACGUUGUACCUUUCUAGUCACCGCAGACGGAUUCUACAGAGGGGAUAAACUCAUUAACCUGAAACUGGUAGUGGAUGAAGCCCUCAGGAAAUGCAGAGAGAGGGACUACCAUGUUAGCAAAUGCAUUGUUGUAAAGCACCUCGGAGGGACGGAAGAAACUUGUGCAGAUGAAACAUCUACUAAUCCACAGUCGCCUCCUGCAAAGCGGUCCUGUCAGGAUAAGGACAAUAAGAAAACAAAGAAUUCUCAUCGUAAAAUUCAGAUACCGUGGGAUGCGAAUGUGGAUGUUUGGUGGCAUGAGUUAGUGAAGGGGGCCAGUGAUCAAUGUGAACCUGAAUGGUGUGACGUUGAAGAUCCACUCUUUAUCCUGUACACCAGUGGAUCGACUGGGAAGCCCAAGGGAGUGCUGCAUACAAUUGGAGGCUAUCUACUUUACACUGCCACAACCUUCAAAUACGUGUUUAACUACCAGCCCGAUGAUGUCUAUUGGUGUACGGCCGAUAUUGGAUGGGUUACGGGCCAUUCAUAUGUCACUUACGGACCUCUGGCCAAUGGUGCUACAAGCGUGAUGUUUGAAGGUGUGCCGACUUAUCCAGAUUCCAGUCGAUUUUGGGAGAUAAUUGAUAAAUACAAAGUGACGACAUUUUACACGGCGCCCACAGCGAUCCGAUUGUUGAUGAAGUACGGAGACGGUCCUGUGAAAAGGUUCAGUCGGCAGUCGCUGAAGAUCCUUGGAACAGUGGGAGAACCCAUAAACCCCGAGGCCUGGCACUGGUACUACAAGGUGAUUGGUAACGGGAAGUGCCCCAUCAUGGACACCUUCUGGCAGACGGAGACUGGUGGUCACAUGUUAACUCCUCUCCCAGUUGCCAUUCCACUGAAGCCAGGAUCAGCUACUUUUCCCUUCUUUGGUGUGGUUCCUGCCAUUCUUAAUGAAUCAGGAGAAGAAUUGGAAGGGGAGGCUGAAGGCUACCUGGUAUUCAAAAAGCCUUGGCCAUCCAUAAUGCGUACCGUCUAUGGUAACCAUGAACGUUUUGAAGACACCUAUUUUAAAAAGUUUCCUGGAUAUUUCGUCACCGGAGAUGGUUGCAAAAGAGAUAAAGAUGGGUAUUACUGGAUCACAGGAAGGAUCGAUGACAUGCUGAAUGUAUCUGGGCACCUGCUGAGCACUGCUGAGGUGGAGUCGGCAUUAAUCGAACACCCUGCCAUCGCGGAAGCUGCUGUUGUCAGCCACCCCCACCAAGUGAAAGGGGAGUGCCUCUACUGCUUUGUCACGCUGAGGGAUGGACAUGAAUUCACCAAGACGCUGGUCACCGAACUAAAAAACCAAGUUCGAGAAAAAAUAAGUCCUAUUGCUACUCCAGAUUACAUACAAAACGCACCUGGAUUGCCCAAAACUCGUUCUGGUAAAAUUAUGAGACGUAUUCUGAGAAAAAUCGCCAGAAAUGAGAAGGAUCUUGGAGAUAUAUCAACUCUUGCAGAUGAAUCUGUGGUAACCGAACUCGUCAGCAACAGAUGUAAAACCACUUAAAACAGAUUUAUGCUUAUUCAGUUUACACUGAUAUGCAUCACUUGUAAUUUACUAAAUAUAUAUCUGCGCUUAUGGGGGGAGGGAAGCAAACCAGAUCUAUGGUGGGGAAAAAACUGAGUCUAAAAGACCAGAAGAGAUAAUUGUAUAGAUAAUGGUGGAAAAAUAAUUGAUUUGAGGGAUAUUGUUGUGCUACAUGUUCAUGGGGAACUUCACUAAGCAGUACUUUUUGCAACAAUUCUGAUUAACUUUCAACAACAUUUUUUUAAUACUGCAAUAUUUUAAAUGUUUUAUUUGCAUUGUGCUGUCUGUAUUUUAUAUUAAAAAAAAAGUCCUUUGCUUUGAGUACAGUAUAAUAAUCAAACAUUCCAAGGUAUUGUGAACAAAACUUUUUAGAAAAUGACCUUUCUGUUCUAAUACCGAAACAGAUGAGAAUAGGUAUUUUAUCUUUGUUGAGUACAACAAAAAAAAGCAUUGUACAUUAUUUCCUUUCACAGUCUGCGAUGAGUUACAAUUCAUUCUUUUUAAUUGGAUUGUUGACCAUUGAUGGAAGAUAAUUUGUAAUCUUUUAAAAAUAUAUAUCUUGGACAUAUGGUGGGGGGGGCAUAACAUAGGAUUAUUUCUUCAAUCCUAGGAUUUAGUUCCCAUACUACUUGUGGUAAUCAUGGAAUUCCUGUUUUCUUACUGGAUAUGAAUUUGAAACAGAUAAACCAACUUUAAGUGGUUCGAUUGGACAUGCAGAAUAUUAAUUAUACACCAUAUUUUAUAUUGAAGAUAGUGUGUAUUUAUGUUUGCAGAUUAUAUUGUACCUUGCACUAGUCUCUGGCACUGCUUUAACUGAUGAAUGUGGUAGUAACAAGUAUGCUGCAAUUAAAGUUUUUUUUU